Messenger RNA from Diabrotica virgifera virgifera (western corn rootworm), 1949 nucleotides. It is a transcript of the gene yps, whose product is annotated as Y-box factor homolog. Lineage: Eukaryota; Metazoa; Arthropoda; Insecta; Coleoptera; Chrysomelidae. Gene Ontology annotation, cellular component: nucleus. The transcript is spliced from 6 exons. The coding region runs from base 240 to 1136 and encodes 298 amino acids. Gene Ontology annotation, biological process: regulation of gene expression. The record is from RefSeq and is a predicted model, not a curated record. Gene Ontology annotation, molecular function: nucleic acid binding.
AAACAACGCUUGCGCGAACGGAAGACAGCUACGACCAACUGUCAAAGAAAGAUAACCAAAUUGAUAUAUAAUAAAAAGAGAUAAAAUGUGACUGGCCUGUGCGUGAUCAUGGAAACCGAGGUUAUUUAAACAUAAACAAAUUGAAAAUCGCACAAGAUCUUUGAACAACUGAAUUCGAAAGGAAGGAAGUAACAUCUAAGGUGAGGUAGCGGAUAACAUCUUCCACCGGCCCGAACAUCAUGGCUGAAGCGGAGCAACAACAAACAGCGCCAGAACAACCUAAGGCAGUCCCAAAACAGAAGGAAGUACUUGCAACUAAGGUAACUGGCACAGUAAAAUGGUUUAACGUCAAAAGCGGUUAUGGAUUUAUCAACAGAAAUGAUACCAAAGAAGACGUUUUUGUGCACCAAUCAGCCAUAAUAAAGAAUAACCCGAAGAAAGCCGUCCGAUCAGUGGGCGACGGUGAAGUCGUAGAAUUUAGCGUAGUCGUAGGUGAAAAGGGUAACGAGGCGGCCAAUGUAACCGGCCCUAAUGGUGACCCAGUAAGAGGUUCGCCUUAUGCUGCCGACCGAAGAAGAGGAUACCGCCAGUGGUAUUACCCGAGAGGAAGACGUGGACGUCGUGGCGGUAGCCGAGGCGGCGGACCGCCAAGGGAAAGCCAAAGUGAAGGCGAAUUAAAGGAUGGGGUACAAUCAGGCGGUGAAGGCGGCCAAGGUGGCCAAGGACCCCCACGUCGUUAUGCACCAAGACGCGGACGUGGAGGAUAUUCAUAUUACAGGGGACCCUAUCGCGGACCGCCAGGAGAAUUAGAACAAAAUGGAGAUGCUCCCCGUGGUCGUCGACCCCCACGUGGCUUUUUCCGUCGUAAUUAUCGUGGAGGUCGCGGCGGCGCAAGACCACGUUCCCAGGACAGCCAGGGCCAGGCUGGAGAGCUAAACGGUCAAGAAGGUGGACCACGUGGACCUCGUGGACCACGCUACCGCAGACGUGGCCCAGCCCGUCCAAGAGCCGGUAACUCUCAGUCAGAGUCUGCAGGAGGGAACCAACCAAAUACCAAGGUUCCCGAAAAAGCUGUAUCUGAUAAGACCGAAGAAAGUCAACCAGUGCAGAACACAACUACAGAGAGCAGUGCUUAAGCGUAAUCGCGCUCAAGUCCAUCACUCUAUAAUCAUAAAAUAUUUAACAACGUUAGCGCGUGAGUUUGUAAAAGUAAAAGCAGACAAAAGGCAUUUCAUGGCGAAUGUUUGUACCACUAAUAAUUUUUGUCAAUUCAUCUGUAAGAAAAAAAAAUACCAGCAAAAAGAAUUUGCUACAGUUUGACGCCGCAAUUUUCAACUGGGGUUUCGAAAACAUUUUUGAUACUUUUUAUAUUCCCAUUGAUGUUUUUAUACAGAGAUUUGUAAAUUGUAGAUAAGCAAAUUGCAACUCGUUUGAAAAUGGCGACAAACUGCUUUUUGUAUUUUUUUGUAACGUGCAUGAAAUGUCUUGAGACCUUAUGUCAUGCUGCAAAAUUUUUCCUUCAUAACAAUAAAAUAAAAAAAACAUUGUAAAAAUUCGACGCCUUGUCUUGUCAACAUUGACGAGCGUCGUACCAAAAAAAUAUGAUUGCAACAUCUAACUUUGAAAAGUCUUUUCCAUCUUGUGAGCAAAAGGAAAAGAACCAAAAAAGUUUUAAAAAUACAAAAAAAAAUCCGUAAAAGUAUAAACACAGGACAGUUUAUUUUCGACUUACAUUAUGGGUAACAUGAUUUUCUCGACAUUUGUAAACAGUAAUCUCAUGUCAAAAUCUUUGGGUGCUAGUCAUUAAGUAUUGGUGUCUUUUCUUUAUUGCGUUACUGUAGUGUUUGUUUUAGAUAACUACAAAUAUACAGUAAUUGGGAGUUCUUUUUAUUUAUUUAUUUUUUUCGCUAUUUUGUUCAAUAUAAGUGGAAAAUAAAAACUGUUCUAGA